CAAGCAAAAUCAGAGAUCAAGUGUCCUUGUUCCAAAUGUAGAUGCAGGAAAUGGGGGAACCCUGAGGUUAUCUCUAUGCAUUUGUGUAAGCAUGGAUUUAUGAACAAUUAUUAUACAUGGUAUGUUCAUGGGGAAACAUCCAACAAUCCAGCAAGAAACCUUAUAGGGGAAUUUUCUAACCUGGGGUUUGAUAGAAAUGAGCCAGAUGCAAUGUAUCAUGAAAUGUUAGUUGAUGCAAUGGAUCCACAGGGUGAAUAUAAUGAGGACCCAAUGGCUGAGGAGCCAAAUCAUAAGGCAAGGGAAUUUUAUGAACUUUUGCAUGCUGCAAAAGUUCAUAUAGGUAGUGGGGAACAGAAUGUGACUGUUCUUUCAUGGAUGGCAGAAAUGCUAAACAUGAAAACUCAUAAUAACAUGAGUGCUUCUAACUGGGAGAUGACAUUAUCAUUGAGUCGAAAGUUGUUAAGUGCAGAAGACCAAGAAAAGGUGCCAAAAGAUUUCUACACUGCUAAGAAAAUGAUAAAUGUGCUCAGACUUGGAUACAAGAAAAUUGAUGUUUGCAUUAAUGAUUGUUUCUUGUAUUAUGAUGAGCAAAGCAAGAAUUUAAAUGCUUGUCCGGUGUGUGGAGAAUCUCGUUAUGAACUGAGGAAUAUGGCUGCGGUGAGGCAGAAAGCAGUUCCAAGAAAAUCUUUGUGGUACCUUCCAAUUAUCCCAAGACUGCAACAACUAUACAUGUCUAGGAAAAUAGCGGAGCACAUGACAUGGCAUUUGAAAUGUAGUGAUGAUUCAGAUGAAGUUAUUCAUCCUGCAGUCUAUAACCUUCCGCCUGAAUUGUGCAUGAAUUCGGAGCAUAUAUUCCUUUCCAUGAUAAUUGCUGGACCUAAAAGUCCAGGGAAAAAUAUUGAUGUUCUGCUUAGGCCAUUGAUUGAUGAACUUAAUGAAUUAUGGACAAAUGGGGUUGAAACAUAUGACAAUUUUAGAAAACAGAAUUUUAUCAUGAAAGCUGCACUGUUGUGGACUGUAAGUGAUUUCCCAGGGUAUGGCAUGUUGUCUGGAUGGAGUACACAUGGGAGCUUUAAAACCCAAUGCUACAUAUGUUCUUACUCGAGACCAACGAGCUCAUGUUUGUCAGUGGCUGAGGGAUUUGAGAUUCCCAAAUGGCAUCUCUUGCCAGUUGCUUUUUGUGAUCUCCUUAUAGAUGCAGUUUGGGGUCCUUUCACUGAUGAUGAUGAUCCUCUUAUGCCGCAAUUAGUGCAACCCUUAACUAUUGUGGAUGAUCAUGUUCCGCUAGCAUCUUCGAGAGGAGCACGAGUGGUUAUUGGUGAGGACUUGCAAUUAUCUGAUUCGGCUGCACAAAAUGAGGAAGAAUGUGUGGAUGAGGAUGAUGAGGAAGAGGACGAGUUUGAGGGGACAGAAACACCAGAAGAAGAAGUUCCAGAUUACUUUACCGAGAAUGAUAGUGAUUAGCUGUAUUUUGUUUGAUCUUUUUCUUGAACUGAACAAAUGAUAGAUGACCAUUUAUAUUUUGUUUGUAUAACUAAAGUAUGACAUAUUUU
Messenger RNA from Rubroshorea leprosula, 1553 nucleotides. The record is from the annotation of a GenBank genome assembly. NCBI's taxonomy places the organism in Eukaryota, Viridiplantae, Streptophyta, Magnoliopsida, Malvales, Dipterocarpaceae.